UCACGCCCCCAACCCUAUAUAAAGUUCCAUGCUAGGGUUAGGGUUAGUCACCAAGCACUGACUUGGCUUUAAGGCUUUCUGGGCUGUGGAUGAUUCCAGUGAUCAUCAUUGGAUUUAAUCCAAUGAUGAAGAAGAGGCAGGUCGUUGUGAAGAGAGAUGUGGCCAAGACGUCGUCGUCGGUGAUGAGGAACGUCAGAUAUUUGGAGUGCCAGAAGAAUCACGCGGCCAACAUCGGAGGUUACGCCGUCGAUGGUUGCAGAGAGUUCAUGGCCAGUGGUGAUGACGUCACAGCCGGGGCUCUUACCUGUGCUGCUUGCGGCUGUCACAGGAAUUUCCACAGAAGAGAAGUUCAGACCGAGGUUGUCUGUGAGUACUCUCCUCCUAAUUCCGCUCGCUAAAGCUUCAAGCCUGCUUUAACCCCCCCCGAAAACAGUACAUCACAAAAUUAUACACCAUAUUGUUGCCAAGGUUUUGGUUGGGUUUGUGUAUUGAAUUAACUGAUUGAUGAACCUUUUUUCUUUGGGUUCUAUUGUAAGAGUGGAUUGAUUUGCCAAACAGAUCAGAGACAUUGAUUCUUGUUCAACAGAAGAUUUAGACUCUCAGGAUUUGUGUUUCUUCGAAUAUUAUUAAUUGAGUGCUGUCUCUCUUGUUCUUUCUA
Neltuma alba is the source of this 658-nucleotide messenger RNA. RefSeq names its product mini zinc finger protein 3-like. Gene Ontology annotation, molecular function: transcription cis-regulatory region binding; DNA-binding transcription factor activity. NCBI's taxonomy places the organism in Eukaryota, Viridiplantae, Streptophyta, Magnoliopsida, Fabales, Fabaceae. Bases 90 to 398 code for a protein of 102 amino acids. Gene Ontology annotation, cellular component: nucleus. The record is from RefSeq and is a predicted model, not a curated record. The transcript has 2 exons. Gene Ontology annotation, biological process: regulation of developmental process; regulation of DNA-templated transcription.